CUCUCCGUAGCGAACAACAGCGCGAACACUGAUCGCAUUCAAAUAAGCCACGUCACCGGUAUAAUUUCGCCAAAAUCUAUUAACGUUUAAAUUACAUAUCGACGGGUUUCAAUUUCGAUAAGGGCCAAUCACUCAAUCGAAAUUGGAUUUGAUCACGUGAUCGGUACCACUUAAGGGUACACCCCACCGUUCGCCUAAUAAAACAUUUGAAAAAUUUGAAAGAGCUCACAUCGCUUUAUGCUCAUCUUACCUGACGAUUUUAGUUCAUGGGAAAAAGUUGAAAAAUACCAUAUUUACAGCUGUAUCUGUGAGAUAAAAAGUUCUUCUAUAUCGAUCGAGAAAAAUAGAAAAGGAACAUUUAUAAAACUCGGACUAUCGCAACUGAUCUAACAUAACAGUCGGGACGCUAAAAACACUUACAUAAUGUCUGAAAGAAGCAGUAGUCCAGAGUCUUGUAUAUCCGAGGAAGAACAAGCUCAAAGGACCAGUCGGCAUAUGAUUGCGCAACUAAUGGAGGGAGUGCACCCCUCGGUCUCUACACACAUUUCCCGACUGCCGCAUAGACCCCGGGGGAGGACCAGCACCAAAAAGCAAAUGAGCGAAGAAGAACUUCAAGAUUUGAGACUUAAAAUAAAUGGCCGUGAGAGAAAACGAAUGCACGAUUUGAAUAGCGCUUUAGAGGGUCUCCGCGAAGUAAUGCCGUAUUCCGGCAACCCGUCGGUUAGGAAACUGUCAAAAAUAUCUACACUGCUUCUGGCGAAAAACUACAUUCUAGUACUAACUCGAUCGUUAGAGGAACUCAAGAGUUUGGUUGGGGACGUACAUAAACCAACAUCGAUACCAACAGGUCCGAUGUAUGGCGCUCGUACGGACUUUCACAACAUAAACCCAGCAGCGUCUCUACCAUCGGCGUCGGCUACCGUAUCAUCACCGAGUGGAUUAACGUCAUUGUUGGCACCCGUAUCAACGCUGUCACCUGCAAGAAUUCCCGUUACGAAUACACACGUACCCGUCACGAACUCUCGUGUACCAGUAACGAAUCCUCACAUACCUGCAAUGAACUCUCAAGUUCCUAACAUGAUUUCUACCGGAAUUUUUCCAAGACAUCCACUGACAUUUGAUGUUUCCCCCUCCGGCUGUCUUCCGACCGGGCGUAUCCUACUACCCGGGGGGCUUAACCCUACCCAGGCAAUCCAAAUCCCACACAUAGACCCACGAGUCGCUCACGAACAAUACAGAAGAUGCUUACUAGAAACACAGAACGCCAAAUAAAUUGUGCUCGUUAUAUACUUUCCCCGUGCGAAAAAGUGUUAACAUUAUACACCCCCUCCAAAAGUUUAGUAAUAUCGACUUUUCUACUGGACCACAUACGAAAACCUGUCCGUCGAUUUGUAAAUAACCACAGUCAUAAAUUAGGACAUUUGUCACUUUUUUGGUCAUCUUUGUUUAUGCUGUUCAAGAAUAGUUCAUCUUUAUCAGCUUCAAUGCGCCUUUGAGGAUUGCCAAGCUUUUGUAGGGGGAGGGGGUUGUAUUUAGCAAAUCGAAUAUGUGGUAAAAUACUUCGACUUAACCCAUACUUUUGGAAGGGAUCUUGUGUAACGAAGAAAUAUACCAUGUGAUAUAUAAUAUGAUCAUGCAUUGGUCCCGCCGUGAUCCUACU
Molecule: messenger RNA, 1660 nt
Organism: Owenia fusiformis
Lineage: Eukaryota; Metazoa; Annelida; Polychaeta; Sabellida; Oweniidae
Source: the annotation of a GenBank genome assembly